Molecule: messenger RNA, 249 nt
Organism: Racocetra persica
Lineage: Eukaryota; Fungi; Glomeromycota; Glomeromycetes; Diversisporales; Gigasporaceae
Source: the annotation of a GenBank genome assembly
AUGGCAGCUGAUAUAAGAAUCCUAGAGCUUUUAAUAAAUUUGAAAGAACAUCCUGAUAUCGCAUAUCGAUAUGCGAGUAAAUUUAUUAAUACACAUGAAAUUGCUCAGCAAUAUAAAGAAAGAAACAACCAUCUUGACAUAUAUGGUUCCAAUCCUGUUAUUAGUGCUGAAAUUCCAGUUGACAUAACAGCAAGUCACAGAUCAAAAAGACGGAAAACUGGCCAGGAAACAUAUACUACAUACAAUUAA